AACAUUGUCCUUGUGUCUCUCAUUUCAGGAUGUGUUCUCAAUCCACCAUGGUAAUUUUCAAUAACACCACAUCAUCUUCGCCAAACUUCCUACUCACUGCAUUUCCUGGGUUGGAACUUGCUCACGUCUGGAUCUCCAUCCCUGUCUGCUGUCUCUACAUCGUUGCCCUCUUGGGAAACAGCAUGAUUCUGUUUGUCAUCAUCGUUGAGAGGAGUCUCCACAAGCCCAUGUACUAUUUCCUCUCCAUGCUGUCAACUGUUGAUCUAUGUCUGACCAUCUCAACCCUUCCCACUGUACUUGGGGUUCUCUGGUUUCAUGCCCGGGAGAUUAGCUUGAAAGCUUGCCUCAUUCAAAUGUUCUUUGUGCAUGGCUUCUCCUUCCUGGAGUCCUCAGUGCUGGUAGCCAUGGCCUUUGACCGCUUUAUGGCUAUCUGUAACCCACUGAAGUAUGCCAUUGUCUUCACAGACAUGAUAAUCUUGGUGAUUGGACUGGUCAUCUGCCUGCGGCAAGUUAUUUUCAUCUUUCCCAUGGUUCUAGCCUUGAAGAGUGUAUCUUUCCAUUCAGGCAAAGAGCUUUCCCACCCAUUUUGCUACCAUCCAGAUAUGAUCAAAUACACAUAUUCCAACCCCUGGAUCAGCAAUUUUUUGGGCAUGUUUCUUCAGCUCUACCUGACUGGCACUGACUUACUGUUCAUUCUUUUCUCCUACAUUCUGAUUCUCCGAACCGUCUUGAGCAUCGUGGCCCGUAAGAAGCAGCAAAAAGCUCUGAGCACUUGUGUCUGUCACAUCUGUGCUGUCACUGUUUUCUAUGUGCCAAUGAUCAGCCUGUCCUUUACACACCGCCUUCUCAGCUCCACCCCAAGAGUGGUCUGUAGCAUUCUGGCCAAUGUUUACUUGCUCUUACCUCCUGUACUGAACCCUAUCAUUUACAGCUUGAAGACCAAGACGAUCCGCCGGGCUAUGCUCCGGCUGCUCCAAUUUAAGGGCUCAGGGGGCCCCACUGUGAGGGGUCGUAGAGGACGGUGGGAUUGAAGGGGAGAUAAAUUAUGUUUAAGCAGGAAAUGGAUUUGGGUCUGUGCCAUCCUCAGACAUUUUGGUCACUAAGGCAGUUUCAACUAAACCAUUGGAGCUGAAAGAGGAGAAUACUCUUCCCCUAAACUUACUGAAGAGUUAAAACAAAACAACAAAAACACAACACUACAGUUCAAAACCAAAUUAAUUGUGU
Molecule: messenger RNA, 1224 nt
Organism: Ailuropoda melanoleuca (giant panda)
Lineage: Eukaryota; Metazoa; Chordata; Mammalia; Carnivora; Ursidae
Product: olfactory receptor 51T1
Exons: 1
Coding region: 30-1031 (333 amino acids)
Biological process (GO): G protein-coupled receptor signaling pathway
Cellular component (GO): plasma membrane
Molecular function (GO): G protein-coupled receptor activity; olfactory receptor activity
Source: RefSeq, a predicted model, not a curated record